CACUGCUGCUGCUCCUGCUGGUUCCGUACUUCGGCCGGCGCAGGUCGACGGAUGCGCUGCGUGCAAAAGUACGGACACAUUGCCGUGAACGAUCCGAUCAGCCGCACUGGCAACAGCCCUUUGAGAUAAUCGACACUCCAACUGAACGCUCCGUAUCCGGGUUCGCCGAAGGCAUUCUUUCGCGCCAGCUCAAGAGUUUCGUGUAGUUGCCGGCCCCACCAUGAUCAACACCGGAAAGCUAGCAGGGAGGACGCUGUUCAUUACUGGUGCCAGCCGAGGGAUCGGCAAGGAGAUUGCCCUGAAGGCUGCAAAGGAUGGUGCCAACGUGGUUAUUGCUGCCAAGACGGCUGAACCCAACCCCAAGCUGCCAGGCACCAUCUAUACAGCUGCUGAGGAAGUGGAAGCUGCAGGAGGCAAAUGCCUGCCGUGUGUCCUUGAUGUCCGUGACGAAGAGCAAGUCAAGCGGGCUGUGGGUGAUGCCGUUUCCAAGUUUGGCGGCAUUGACAUCCUGGUCAAUAAUGCGAGUGCCAUCAGCCUGACGCAGACGCAGAACACGGAGAUGAAGCGCUACGACCUGAUGCACUCUGUGAACGUCCGCGGCACAUUCCUCACCUCCAAGUACUGCAUUCCCCACCUGAAGAAGUCCAGCAAUCCGCACAUUCUCAUGCUCAGCCCACCGCUCAUCAUGAAACCAUUCUGGUUUCAGAACCACCUAGCCUACACCAUGUCCAAGUAUGGAAUGUCCAUGUGCGUUUUGGGCUUGUCUGAGGAACUACGACUAGAUGGCAUCGCCGUCAAUGCUCUUUGGCCAAAGACAGCCAUCCACACCGCAGCCAUUGAGAUGCUCAUGGGUGCCGAGCAUGGCCUGAGCACAAGCCGCAAGCCGGCCAUCAUGGCUGAUGCUGCGUAUGCCAUCCUGACCAAGCCGAGCCAGUCUUUCACUGGCAACUUUUGCAUUGACGAACGACUGCUGCGUGAGGAAGGCGUCAAGGACUUCGAGCAGUAUUCAUGCGUGCCUGGCUCCAAGCUGCAGCCAGACUUCUUCAUUCCGGACGAUGUACUUGCCGAGUUUGACCAGCAGCAGAUGUCGUCAUUGGGUAUCGGCACCAGUGCAGCACCACCACCGUCAGUAUCAGCUGCUUCUUCCGGUAGCCCCACCGCUGAUGGGGUCGAUGGUAUCGUACAGAAGAUUAGCCAGAAGCUGAACCCUGAACUUGUCACUCAGACGGGAGGACUGUUUCUCUUCCAAGUCAAAGGUGGUGAUGACUUCUUCGUGGAUCUCCGAACGGGAGAGGGCAGCGUGGGCAAAGGCCAGCCCUCGGAAGGCAACUCACCCGACGUCGUCUUCACCAUGGACACUGACAGCCUGCUCAAGAUGUUUGCGGGCAGCCUGAAGCCAACAGCAGCCUUCAUGAGUGGCAAGAUGAAGAUCAAGGGAGAUAUGGGAAAGGCCAUGAAGCUUGAAAAGCUGAUGGGCAGCCUCAGGGCCAAGCUCUAGAGACCAAGCAGGUUCCUCUUCCGUUUGGCACCAGUAUCAACACGUUCGCCACCUUUGAUCCACGCAGCCAUGCGGAGAAAAAAUGACCAAGGCUAGACACAGACAGUGCCACCCGUCUCUGGAAGGUCACAGGAGAAGUAGAUUUUUCAGCCAACUCGGCAUGGAGACCGGGCUAACGUCUGCUGGAUCAAAUGUUGAAUGUGUUCUCACGUUUGCGAAACUUCUGCACAUUGUGCAUUUACAGCAACCUUGAGAGACGUGGUGAGAAGCUGCAACUACGUGCAAUGGUUUGGGCUACGUCUUGAGUGUACGAGGGUGGGAGCUUUCUGAUCAACUUAUCUUGUGCCGAGGGUCUACUUCACUAGGAAAGUAGAUGACAUAGAAGCCUUAUAUAACAGCGAACUCUGUGAAUGUUGUGCUUUACCAAUGAGAUUUGAUUUCGCUUUCCGGUUUGGGUUCUUCAGAUAUUUCAACGAUCCUGCAAGUGGUUAUAUCCAAGUUGUCGGUUGGUGUGGUGCGAAGUUGUUGAACGAAAUAGUAGUUAAUUUGCGUGACUGAGCAACUGUCAGGAAUGAAUUCCGUUGCGUGUAACUUAGAAAUGUUGACUUUGCUCAAUAGGCUGCACAUUCCAUCUGCUCUCCACUAAUGGAAUGCAUUAAUUCUAGUACUCUCUAUUGAAAGAUAAAUCGCAGUUUGUUAGAAAAUAAAUUGCAUUAUUCAAGGCCUGCAUUUUCAUUUGCUUGUUUCAUGCAAUUGAACUGUUUCACAGCGUCUUUUUACCUGAGAGCACUAGAUUACUUUACACAUGGAACAUUAUGGUGGUUUUCUACUCUUGCUGCUGUGCAGCUUGUACUAUGCAUCGCUUACAAGUGUCAGUUGUUCCUGGCAUUAAAGCUGUUAGUGUACUCGACACAUUCAUGUGCCUUACUAGAGCUGUUGAUAUGCCUUUUAGAAUUGUUCUGCUGUGCAACAAGGAAUUAUUCUAUGGCUUGCAUAACAUCUUGUUGAUGAUUGCUAACGAUGUUUGAUAAACUUGGGUGUCUUACAGUGAUGACGAAUGAUUGUUAGUAUAAUAACACAUGCACGUGAUAUGCUAGUGAACAUUGAAAGCCAUUAAGGCAUGGCCACACUAGUGCAUAAAUAUGCACAGAUAGUUGCUUGCAUGAAAAGGUAACAGUGGAGGCAUGACUGCACAUUGGCCAUCUGCCGAUCCACUCAAGUAGUCACAUGGUAAGGUUUGUAUUUAAUGCACUCUCCACGGCGACCAGUGACGAUUCCAGGAGGGUUGAGAGAGAGCAAUAUCUUUGUGUGCCAAUCGCCCAUGUGACCAAAGAAAAUGCUUUCCAUUGGCCUCACCAUCUGGCUAUCUGCAGCAUGUUGUCAACCAUGCUCCCGAGAGUGAUUUGUCAUGUGGAGCAGAACAUUUGCUUCUCAGCAUUUAUGACGUGUGCCACGAUCAUGUGCUGCGCAUAUUUUCUCGCAGAUGCGGCUAUACCUUCACAGGUGGCUUAUCCCAAGUUUUGUAGCUUACAGCGACAGUUUUGUUCACUUGUGUAAUGCAUGCAAACAAAAAAACACACCAUUAGUUGAUGCACAUGGUUCUUCAAGGAAUAAAUCGUGUAUGAAAGACACAGUAGUGACUGCCAUUGUUAGUGCGUGCUUAUACUUUUUUUUAAACUUUUUAUUGCCUUUGUUACCAUUGUUGCUGGGUUGUUUUUUUUGCUUGUACGUUUAGCUAAUUUUUUUAAGUGCUUGUUUUCUCCUUGUGUAAUAAUUGCAUAGUCUACCAACUCCAACUCCUUAAAAAUGACAAUUCUUGAUAUGUUGCAGUAUGCUUAAGAUAAAUGAUGUCAAACUCUA
Dermacentor albipictus is the source of this 3358-nucleotide messenger RNA. It is a transcript of the gene Hsdl2, whose product is annotated as Hydroxysteroid dehydrogenase like 2. The record is from RefSeq and is a predicted model, not a curated record. Lineage: Eukaryota; Metazoa; Arthropoda; Arachnida; Ixodida; Ixodidae. Gene Ontology annotation, cellular component: mitochondrion.